AUGCCAGCUCUGUCCAACACUCAGCUCUCAGAGGAGGAAGUGAUGCGUGAGACUCUCCGCUGUGUCUCUCUCUGUGAUCCUGGAGUCCAUGCUUUCCUCCUGGUCAUUCCUGAGGGCUUCCUCACUGAAGAAGACAAAGGAGAAAUGGAGAAGAUUCAGACAAUAUUCAGCUCAAGAGUCAAUGAUUACACCAUGGUCCUGAUAAAUCAGAAACCUGGACAGGAAGUGACAGAAUUAGAUGAAUCAACUCAGACAAUCAUCAGAUCCUGCAGAGGAGGACAUCAGUUCUUAGGUUCCAGUUCACAGGUGUCAGAGUUACUGAAGAGUGCUGACAAACUGGUGGAACAGAAUAGAGGAAGUCAUUACACAUCAGUCAUGUACCUAGAAACACAACUAAAGAAAUACCAGACUGAAAAUGAAGACAUGAAGAGAAAAAUGAAGACAAUGGAGGAAAAGAUUAAUCAUAUGACAGAUUUCAGACGGAGAUCCCCCGGUCUGAGAAUAGUGCUGGUGGGGAAGACUGGUGUUGGGAAGAGUGCCACAGGAAACACCAUCCUGGGGAAAGAAGAUGUUUUUAAAGAAGAUGAGUGUUUUGAGUCUGUGACUAAAACAUGUCAGAGAGAGACAGCUGAAGUCAAUGGAAGACAGAUAACAGUGAUUGACACACCAGGACUGUUUGAUACAGAGACCGAUAAUGAGGAGAUGAAAAAAGAGAUCAGUAAUUGUAUCGUCAUGGCAACACCAGGGCCACAUGUGAUUCUACUGGUGUUAGCAGUGGGACGUUUUACUAAAGAAGAGAAAGAAGCAGUGAAGAUCAUUGAAGAAACUUUUGGAGACAAAUCCAGAAUGUACACUAUGGUCCUGUUCACUAAAGGAGAUCAGCUAAGGAAGAAACCCAUAGAACAGUAUAUAGGAAACCCUGGAACUGACUUAGGGAAUCUGAUUGACCAGUGUGGUAACAGAUACCAUGUGUUUAACAACACAGACCCCAAUAACCAAACUCAGGUUAAGGAACUCCUGGAGAAGAUAGACACCAUGGUGUCAGAGAAUGGAGGGACCUUCUACACUAAUGAGAUGUUCAGACAGGUAGAGGAAGCUCUCCAAGAGGAAAAGGAGAGAAUACUGAGAGAGAAAGUGGAGGAGAAAGAAAGAGAGAAAGAAGAACUGAAGGCUGAAUAUGAGGCAAAAAUAGAGAGAAUGAAAGAGACAAUGGAGGAGGAGAGAAAGAGACAGCAUGAAGAGAGAGAGAGGAGGAAGACGGAGGAGGAAGAGAGGAGAAAAAAGGAAGAGAGCUUAUGGGAAAGAGAACUACAAUUAAAGGACGAAAAGUGGCGUUUGGAGCUGAAGAGACAGCAGGAGGCACAUGAGAGAGAAAAGCAGGAUCUGAGGACACAAAUAGAACAGGCAAGGGCAGAGGAACAACAAAAACAUCUACAACAAAAAGAGUGGGAAAGAAUAAUAGAAGAGGAGAGAAGGAUGAGGGAAGAACAAGAAAAGACGUUGAAAGUAAAGGCAGAGUUUUCAGAACACAGGUGGAGAGAUAAAGUACGGACACUAGAGAGUAAAAUGGAGACACUGGUGAAGAAAGAAAGUGGAGUCUGA
Chanos chanos (milkfish) is the source of this 1602-nucleotide messenger RNA. RefSeq names its product GTPase IMAP family member 7-like. The transcript is spliced from 3 exons. The record is from RefSeq and is a predicted model, not a curated record. Gene Ontology annotation, molecular function: GTP binding. The coding region runs from base 1 to 1602 and encodes 533 amino acids. Lineage: Eukaryota; Metazoa; Chordata; Actinopteri; Gonorynchiformes; Chanidae.